UGCUCCGCCCCUGGGGCGGAUCCAGCAAGCACUGUCGUCCGAGAGCCUUGCGAGCAGCCGGGUGGGCUGAGGGGGCGGCGGCGGCGGCAGCAUUGGAGCGGGGGAAGUUUGGGAGCCGUGGCCCCCUCUGCGAUCCAGAACACCGCUCAAGCCCCGAGGACCGCGGGGACAGGCGGACCCGCUUCCCGACGCCCCCGGGCCCGCAGCCGUCAUCUCGUGUCCUCUCGUGGUAAGGGGCUUCUCUCUGGAAAGGGAGAUAUUUAAGCGUCUAAAAUGUCAUCUGUGAAGCCCCUAGUUUAUGCAGUUAUUCGUUUCUUGCGGGAACAAAGUCAGAUGGAUGCAUAUACUUCUGAUGAACAAGAAAGUUUGGAAGUUGCCAUCCAGUGUUUGGAGACCGUUUUUAAGAUCAGUCCAGAAGACACACAUCUGGCAGUUUCACAGCCUUUGACAGAAAUGUUCACAAACUCCGUCUGUAAGAAUGACAUACGGCCGCUUUCAAACUCAGUGCCCGAGGAUGUGGGAAAGGCGGACCAGCUGAAGGAUGAAGGCAAUAACCACAUGAAAGAAGAAAAUUACGCUGCGGCAGUGGACUGCUACACGCAGGCAAUAGAACUGGAUCCCAACAAUGCCGUUUAUUAUUGCAACAGGGCUGCUGCUCAAAGCAAAUUAAGUCACUACACAGACGCAAUCAAGGACUGCGAGAAAGCCAUUGCAAUUGACUCGAAAUACAGCAAGGCCUACGGAAGGAUGGGGCUCGCCCUCACUGCCAUGAAUAAGUUUGAAGAGGCCGUUACAAGCUACCAGAAGGCACUGGAUCUCGAUCCUGAGAAUGAUUCGUAUAAGUCAAAUCUGAAAAUAGCAGAACAGAAGUUGAGAGAGGUGUCUAGCCCUACGGGAACCGGGCUGAGCUUUGACAUGGCUAGCUUGAUAAAUAACCCGGCCUUCAUCACCAUGGCUGCAAGUUUAAUGCAGAACCCUCAAGUUCAGCAGCUAAUGUCAGGGAUGAUGACAAAUGCCAUUGGAGGACCAGCUGCCGGAGUUGGAGGCCUAACAGACCUGUCUAGCCUAAUCCAAGCGGGGCAGCAGUUUGCGCAGCAGAUACAACAGCAGAAUCCGGAACUCAUAGAGCAGCUGAGAAACCACAUCCGGAGCAGAUCGUUCAGCAGCAGUGCAGACGAACACUCCUGACUUGACCAGGACCCUCGCCCCAGUACAAACAUUCUGACGUGUACACUUGUAGAUAAUAGCCAAAAACAAAGUAACAAAACCCACCCUAUACAGAGUCUGAACAUAACGGAGGAAAGUCUCCUGUGUAAACCUGAGAGAAUACAUCUGUUUAGAUAAUAGUUUACCACAAGCAGACUUGAACGUAAUCCAGACAGACUCCUUUGGAAAGCAGUGAUCAGUAGCCUUGUUAAGGGUGAAUACAGCCUGGGGACAAGGGUCCAUCCAUUUUAAAACUUUUAUCAUCAUAUUUGUAUAUUAGACUUAGUACAGAGUAUAUUUAUUGAAUAGUAGGGCUAUUUAUUGGAAAGUUCGUUAGCUGCAGGUUUCCCUAGGCAGUGGUCUUGAGCGGGGCGAUGCUGGUUUAGAAGACACGUGCUUGGCAGCACGUCAGAGAGAAGCGCUGGCACGCGCUACCAUCAGUGACGCGUGUCUAUCGAGAGUGGCACUUGGAAGAUACUGUGAAUGCCCAGAAAGCGAAGGCAGUGUGCUCAGGUUUUCUGCAUAGAUUUUUUAAACUAAGCUUGUCUGUAGCUUCGUGUUUAUAGCAUUCGCAUGGCCAGUUAAGUACAUAAUGAAACAUACUUAGAAAUCCUUAAUGAUGCUGGUCAGGUCAGUGACAUUACUGCCCCAUUUAAUUAUCACAGCUUAAAUGUCACAAUUUCAUUGCUGGAAAACUUACCUAGGGCAGUAUCUCGUUACAUUUAAAGAAGCCACUGACGUGUCCCCAGAUUCCGGGUUUCCUAAGUGGGAUUUAAUUAUGUGCCCAUCAAAGACGACGACGACGAUGACUAUUUUUCUUGACCAUUAUUUGAUGGCUAACAGAAGCAUCCAUCUCUAACAUUGCUCACUUGUGUAAUCCUUUGGUGCAGUUUGGCUUGGCAUGUCGGUUCUUAUGCUUAACUUUAAUUUAUUGCAAUUUAAACGUAACAGGAGACUUCAACUGUCUUAUUUUAAAUUGGAUGCCACACUGUGCAUCUGGCGUGUGCUUAGUAGGAAGAAAUGACACGAGCUAUCGAUGGGAGGACUCUUAGUGCACUGAUGGAUAAGAAGGCUCAUUUCAAAUGGAACUGGCUUAUUAACCAAAAACUUGGUUCGUAUCCCAUCACUGCAUUAGAGAGGAAAUAAGUAGGAACAGAGAGUAGAUGCCCCAUGGAACAGAUCCUGGAGCUGUUAAAGGACAACCAGAGCGCCUGGGAACACAGAUCAGUGCAUAGUGCUUGCCCAGCAUGUGUGAGGCCCUGGGUUACCCCUUCCCUAGUACUGCAUGCAAAGGGAAUGGCGGUGAGUCCCAGCACGUGGGAGGUAAGGGUCAGGACCAGGAAUUCAGCAUCACUCUUGGCUACACAGUGAGUACAAUGCUAGCCUGGGCUACAGGACCCCUGUCUCGAAAACAAAAACCCCCAAACACCCCAGUAGAAAAAAAACCCGACCCAAACAACAACAAAACAGACAAUUAGAAAACCUCAUGACUUGCUCUAGAUUUCUGUAUUUAACAACUUUGGGAAACAAAUCUUUGUGAAGAAGAUAAGCUGAAUAGGCCUGUCUUGUUAAAAAAAAAAAAAUAAGGCUCAGAUGAUUUCAGUGGUCUUGGGAGAGAAGGAUAUCCCUUCUCUUUAACUCUUUCGGGAAGCAGACAAGGAAGAAACAGCCCCCAACUCAUGUGAGCAGUAGGACUCGGAUAAGAAUUCCCAGCUUGGGAACUCUAUCUUCAUGUGCUGAUGCCCCUUGCUGAAGGCAGCUCUUCUUAGGUGGGACACAGGAACCAGUGCAUCUUUCACUGCACGUUUCUAGUUUUGUUUCUUUGGGAAGGAAGGACCAGACAGCCAGAUGUUGUCUCCCAUUUCCACAGAUUUUCUUUCCAGUCAGGACACCCUUCACUCUUCGGGUCUGUCCAGCACAUCGGAAUCAUCACACUGCAAGCCAUUUCAAUAAUUUUUUUGGUAUGGUCUGAUUGUGCUAGCUGUCUUAAAA
This is a messenger RNA of Mus musculus (house mouse), 3198 nucleotides long. It is a transcript of the gene Sgtb, whose product is annotated as small glutamine-rich tetratricopeptide repeat (TPR)-containing, beta. Bases 274 to 1188 code for a protein of 304 amino acids. NCBI's taxonomy places the organism in Eukaryota, Metazoa, Chordata, Mammalia, Rodentia, Muridae. Gene Ontology annotation, biological process: protein homooligomerization; protein heterooligomerization. The transcript has 11 exons. Gene Ontology annotation, molecular function: protein-folding chaperone binding; identical protein binding; Hsp70 protein binding. The record is from RefSeq and is marked validated.